Esox lucius (northern pike) is the source of this 1742-nucleotide messenger RNA. It is a transcript of the gene clic5a, whose product is annotated as chloride intracellular channel 5a. The coding region runs from base 115 to 864 and encodes 249 amino acids. NCBI's taxonomy places the organism in Eukaryota, Metazoa, Chordata, Actinopteri, Esociformes, Esocidae. The record is from RefSeq and is a predicted model, not a curated record. The transcript is spliced from 6 exons.
GCUGGCUACAACAGGACAGACGUGACUGGGCCAUCAGACAAAACACUUACAUCUUGCAGAUGAAAACAGUCAUAAUUCUGCAGAGAAUAACACACACCUGUUAGAGCACAGAAGAUGACUGACCUCUCUGCAGCUGAAGAGGAGAAGGACCCUGAUAUUGAACUUUUUGUCAAGGCAGGGAGCGAUGGGGAGAGUAUAGGGAACUGUCCAUUUUCUCAGCGUCUCUUUAUGAUCCUCUGGCUGAAAGGAGUCGUCUUCAACGUUACUACAGUCGACUUGAAGAGGAAACCGGCAGACCUGCACAACCUGGCUCCAGGUACACACCCUCCCUUUCUGACGUUCCAAGGAGAGGUGAAGACAGACAUCAAUAAGAUAGAAGAAUACCUAGAGGACAUGCUGGCUCCACCCAGGUAUCCUAAACUGGCAGCAAAAAAUCGGGAAUCGAAUACAGCAGGAAACGACAUCUUCGCCAAGUUCUCAGCAUAUAUCAAAAACAUCAGGCCAGAGAACCAUGCGGUUCUAGAGAAAAGUCUCAACAAGGCAUUAGCCAGGCUGGAUAAGUUUCUUCUGUCCCCACUGCCAAAUGAGAUGCAGGAGGGAAGAGAUGUAGCAGAGGUGGAGUCUGUAAGGAAGUAUCUAGACGGAGACACACUAACACUGGCAGACUGCAACCUGCUGCCCAAACUACAUGUCGUCAAGGUGGUUGCUAAGCGAUACCGUAACUAUGAGAUCCCUGCAGAGCUGCGUGGUGUAUGGCGUUAUCUUGGGAAUGCCUACAGCCGGGAUGAGUUCACCAACACCUGCGCUGCUGACGCGGAGAUAGAAUUAGCUUAUCUGGAUGUGGCCAAGAGGCUGUCGAAUUGAUGAUUCAUAGUGAUGUUGGAGUAAUGAACACCCCACCCAAUGUGUGGAUGUGUAAUCCUGUGUAGGUUUCCUACAACCUAGAAAAUGACAGAGAAACAAAUCCUGGUUCAUUUAAUUUCAUAAAAUAACCCAGGCAACAUAAAACCUCCUUUCAUUUACAGUUCUGUAGUUUCAUACUUUUUCUUUAAGUUCCACUUCCAAUCAGACACAAAAACAAAGACAGCAUAGCAAGAAUAUUACAUGUUAAUAUAGCAAUAUUAAGUUAAUUUAGGAUUAUGUUGCAUUUUAAUUAUUUAUAUUUCCUUUUUUUCUUUGUUUUUAUAAGUACAUGGAAGAACACAGCAUUGAUAGCACAGUCUAGUCAGCCACAUUUGAAUACAGUGAAUGGCCUGAUGAUAAAUUAAUUCUAGGUUGAUGAAUUUAAGUGCAAGCCAAAGUGUUUUCUCUCAGACUAUACCAUUCUGUGGUUAAAGAGUGUCGUAUGUAUUGUAAAACCAUCCUGUGGUCAAAGUAUGUAGUUUGUAUUGUAAAACCAUCCUGUGGUCACAGAGUGGAGUGUAUUGUAAAACCAUCCUGUGGUCAAAGUGUGUCAUUUGUAUUGUAAAACCAUCCUGUGGGCACAGAGUGGAGUGUAUUGUAAAACCAUCCUGUGGUCACAGAGAAUUGAGUGUUUUGUAAAACUAUCCUGUGGUCACAGAGAGUCGAGUGUAUUGUACAACCAUCCUGUGGUCAAAGAGUGUGGUGUGUAUUGUAAAAUCAGCCCAUGGUCACUGAGAGUAGUGUGUAUUGUAACAGCAUCUUAUUGUCACAAAGUGUAGUGUGUAUUGAUAAAACCAUGCCAGGCUUAAUUAAGUCAGAGAUUGACAGCAAAGUGUUCA